UUGCCACUGAUCCUAGUUUUUCCCAGUCUGUUUCUGAAUUCACUGACCUCCCCAGCGUCCAGGAGCAGUUUUUCUCCACACUCAUAACUGUACAAGUUGAGGCUACACCCAUAACCCCAACAGUCAUAGUGGACCAAAGCAUUGCCAGAAAGGAUGUAGUAUUCCUGCUGGAUGGUUCUGAUGGCACUAAGAAUGGCUUCCCAGCAAUGCGUGACUUUGUUCAAAGAGUGGUAGAGAAACUCACUGUGGAGGAAAACAGAGAUCGAGUCUCUGUGGUCCAGUAUAGCAGAGAAUCAGAGGCCCACUUCUAUCUGAACACUUAUACAACAAAGGAAGACGUUGUGGAGACCGUAAGAGGCCUGAGGCACAAAGGAGGUAGACCCCUCAACACUGGGGCAGCUCUCCAGUAUGUCAGGGACAAUGUCUUUAUUGCCUCCUCCGGAAGUAGGCGCCUUGAAGGUGUUCCACAGAUUCUGAUACUGUUGAAUGGUGGAAGGUCCUUUGACAAUGUAGAUACACCAGCGUCUGCUCUCAAGGAGCUUGGUGUCUUGGUGUUUGGAAUUGGAACAAGGAGCUCUGAUAGCAAAGAAUUACAAAAGAUAUCCUAUGACCCCAGCUAUGCUCUUUCCGUGUCUGAAUUUACUGACCUCCCCAAUGUCCAACAGCAGCUUCUUUCUGCUAUAAGCACUGUCAUUGUACAGGUGACAACCAUGACACCAACAGUAAUACCAACAAUACUAGUUGAGAGUCAGGCUCCCAGGAGGGAUGUCGUGUUCUUGCUGGAUGGAUCUGAUGGCACUAGGAGUGGAUUCCCAGCAAUGCGGGACUUUGUUCAAAGAGUGGUGGAGACACUCGGUGUGGAUGAGAACAAAGAUCGCGUUGCUGUGGUCCAGUACAGUAGAGAUCCAGCUGCCCAAUUCUAUCUGAACACCUACACAACAAAAGGAGAGAUUCUCAACACUGUAAGAGGUCUGAGACACAAAGGUGGGAGACCUCUCAACACUGGAGCAGCUCUCCAGUACGUGAGAGACAAUGUCUUUACUGCCUCCUCCGGAAGUCGACGCUUUGAAGGUGUUCCACAGUUACUGAUUCUGCUGAGUGGUGGAAGGUCCUUUGACAAUGUUGACACUCCAGCUUCUGCUCUGAAGGAGCUUGGGGUCUUGAUCUUUGGAAUUGGAACAAGGAGUUCUGAUAGCAGAGAAUUGCAGAGGAUAUCACAUGAUCCCAGUUACGCUCUGUCUGUCUCUGACUUCACUGACCUUCCAAACAUCCAGCAGCAACUUCUGUCCUCGGUGGAGGCAGUUGUUAUUGACGUUACUCCAGAAUCGCCAACAGUUUUAGUUGAUCAUGACACCUCCAGAAAGGAUGUGGUAUUCCUUGUGGAUGGUUCUGAUGGCGCAAGGAAUGGAUUCCCAGCAAUGCGUGAUUUUGUUCAGAGAGUAGUGGGGAAACUCAAUGUGGGAGGAGACAAAGACCGCGUUUCUGUUGUCCAGUACGGUAGAGAUCAAGAAGUUCAUUUCUAUCUGAACACAUACACCACCAAGGAGGACAUUCUUGACACUGUCAGAAGUCUGAGGCACAGAGGAGGUAGACCCCUUAACACUGGGGCAGCCCUCCAAUACGUAAGGGACAACGUCUUUACUGCCUCCUCAGGAAGCAGAAGCCAAGAGGGCGUCCCUCAGAUGCUGAUACUUCUGAGUGGGGGAAGGUCCAGUGAUAAUGUUGACAUACCAGCUUCUGCCCUGAAAAAGAGUGGGGUCUUGAUCUUUGGCAUUGGAACCAGAAAUUCCAGCAGAGAGGUCGAAAGGAUUGCCACUGAUCCUAGUUUUUCCCAGUCUGUUUCUGAAUUCACUGACCUCCCCAGCGUCCAGGAGCAGUUUUUCUCCACACUCAUAACUGUACAAGUUGAGGCUACACCCAUAACCCCAACAGUCAUAGUGGACCAAAGCAUUGCCAGAAAGGAUGUAGUAUUCCUGCUGGAUGGUUCUGAUGGCACUAAGAAUGGCUUCCCAGCAAUGCGUGACUUUGUUCAAAGAGUGGUAGAGAAACUCACUGUGGAGGAAAACAGAGAUCGAGUCUCUGUGGUCCAGUAUAGCAGAGAAUCAGAGGCCCACUUCUAUCUGAACACUUAUACAACAAAGGAAGACGUUGUGGAGACCGUAAGAGGCCUGAGGCACAAAGGAGGUAGACCCCUCAACACUGGGGCAGCUCUCCAGUAUGUCAGGGACAAUGUCUUUAUUGCCUCCUCCGGAAGUAGGCGCCUUGAAGGUGUUCCACAGAUUCUGAUACUGUUGAAUGGUGGAAGGUCCUUUGACAAUGUAGAUACACCAGCGUCUGCUCUCAAGGAGCUUGGUGUCUUGGUGUUUGGAAUUGGAACAAGGAGCUCUGAUAGCAAAGAAUUACAAAAGAUAUCCUAUGACCCCAGCUAUGCUCUUUCCGUGUCUGAAUUUACUGACCUCCCCAAUGUCCAACAGCAGCUUCUUUCUGCUAUAAGCACUGUCAUUGUACAGGUGACAACCAUGACACCAACAGUAAUACCAACAAUACUAGUUGAGAGUCAGGCUCCCAGGAGGGAUGUCGUGUUCUUGCUGGAUGGAUCUGAUGGCACUAGGAGUGGAUUCCCAGCAAUGCGGGACUUUGUUCAAAGAGUGGUGGAGACACUCGGUGUGGAUGAGAACAAAGAUCGCGUUGCUGUGGUCCAGUACAGUAGAGAUCCAGCUGCCCAAUUCUAUCUGAACACCUACACAACAAAAGGAGAGAUUCUCAACACUGUAAGAGGUCUGAGACACAAAGGUGGGAGACCUCUCAACACUGGAGCAGCUCUCCAGUACGUGAGAGACAAUGUCUUUACUGCCUCCUCCGGAAGUCGACGCUUUGAAGGUGUUCCACAGUUACUGAUUCUGCUGAGUGGUGGAAGGUCCUUUGACAAUGUUGACACUCCAGCUUCUGCUCUGAAGGAGCUUGGGGUCUUGAUCUUUGGAAUUGGAACAAGGAGUUCUGAUAGCAGAGAAUUGCAGAGGAUAUCACAUGAUCCCAGUUACGCUCUGUCUGUCUCUGACUUCACUGACCUUCCAAACAUCCAGCAGCAACUUCUGUCCUCGGUGGAGGCAGUUGUUAUUGACGUUACUCCAGAAUCGCCAACAGUUUUAGUUGAUCAUGACACCUCCAGAAAGGAUGUGGUAUUCCUUGUGGAUGGUUCUGAUGGCGCAAGGAAUGGAUUCCCAGCAAUGCGUGAUUUUGUUCAGAGAGUAGUGGGGAAACUCAAUGUGGGAGGAGACAAAGACCGCGUUUCUGUUGUCCAGUACGGUAGAGAUCAAGAAGUUCAUUUCUAUCUGAACACAUACACCACCAAGGAGGACAUUCUUGACACUGUCAGAAGUCUGAGGCACAGAGGAGGUAGACCCCUUAACACUGGGGCAGCCCUCCAAUACGUAAGGGACAACGUCUUUACUGCCUCCUCAGGAAGCAGAAGCCAAGAGGGCGUCCCUCAGAUGCUGAUACUUCUGAGUGGGGGAAGGUCCAGUGAUAAUGUUGACAUACCAGCUUCUGCCCUGAAAAAGAGUGGGGUCUUGAUCUUUGGCAUUGGAACCAGAAAUUCCAGCAGAGAGGUCGAAAGGAUUGCCACUGAUCCUAGUUUUUCCCAGUCUGUUUCUGAAUUCACUGACCUCCCCAGCGUCCAGGAGCAGUUUUUCUCCACACUCAUAACUGUACAAGUUGAGGCUACACCCAUAACCCCAACAGUCAUAGUGGACCAAAGCAUUGCCAGAAAGGAUGUAGUAUUCCUGCUGGAUGGUUCUGAUGGCACUAAGAAUGGCUUCCCAGCAAUGCGUGACUUUGUUCAAAGAGUGGUAGAGAAACUCACUGUGGAGGAAAACAGAGAUCGAGUCUCUGUGGUCCAGUAUAGCAGAGAAUCAGAGGCCCACUUCUAUCUGAACACUUAUACAACAAAGGAAGACGUUGUGGAGACCGUAAGAGGCCUGAGGCACAAAGGAGGGAGACCCCUCAACACUGGGGCAGCUCUCCAGUAUGUCAGGGACAAUGUCUUUAUUGCCUCCUCCGGAAGUAGGCGCCUUGAAGGUGUUCCACAGAUUCUGAUACUGUUGAAUGGUGGAAGGUCCUUUGACAAUGUAGAUACACCAGCGUCUGCUCUCAAGGAGCUUGGUGUCUUGGUGUUUGGAAUUGGAACAAGGAGCUCUGAUAGCAGAGAAUUACAAAAGAUAUCCUAUGACCCCAGCUAUGCUCUUUCCGUGUCUGAAUUUACUGACCUCCCCAAUGUCCAACAGCAGCUUCUUUCUGCUAUAAGCACUGUCAUUGUACAGGUGACAACCAUGACACCAACAGUAAUACCAACAAUACUAGUUGAGAGUCAGGCUCCCAGGAGGGAUGUCGUGUUCUUGCUGGAUGGAUCUGAUGGCACUAGGAGUGGAUUCCCAGCAAUGCGGGACUUUGUUCAAAGAGUGGUGGAGACACUCGGUGUGGAUGAGAACAAAGAUCGCGUUGCUGUGGUCCAGUACAGUAGAGAUCCAGCUGCCCAAUUCUAUCUGAACACCUACACAACAAAAGGAGAGAUUCUCAACACUGUAAGAGGUCUGAGACACAAAGGUGGGAGACCUCUCAACACUGGAGCAGCUCUCCAGUACGUGAGAGACAAUGUCUUUACUGCCUCCUCCGGAAGUCGACGCUUUGAAGGUGUUCCACAGUUACUGAUUCUGCUGAGUGGUGGAAGGUCCUUUGACAAUGUUGACACUCCAGCUUCUGCUCUGAAGGAGCUUGGGGUCUUGAUCUUUGGAAUUGGAACAAGGAGUUCUGAUAGCAGAGAAUUGCAGAGGAUAUCACAUGAUCCCAGUUACGCUCUGUCUGUCUCUGACUUCACUGACCUUCCAAACAUCCAGCAGCAACUUCUGUCCUCGGUGGAGGCAGUUGUUAUUGACGUUACUCCAGAAUCGCCAACAGUUUUAGUUGAUCAUGACACCUCCAGAAAGGAUGUGGUAUUCCUUGUGGAUGGUUCUGAUGGCGCAAGGAAUGGAUUCCCAGCAAUGCGUGAUUUUGUUCAGAGAGUAGUGGGGAAACUCAAUGUGGGAGGAGACAAAGACCGCGUUUCUGUUGUCCAGUACGGUAGAGAUCAAGAAGUUCAUUUCUAUCUGAACACAUACACCACCAAGGAGGACAUUCUUGACACUGUCAGAAGUCUGAGGCACAGAGGAGGUAGACCCCUUAACACUGGGGCAGCCCUCCAAUACGUAAGGGACAACGUCUUUACUGCCUCCUCAGGAAGCAGAAGCCAAGAGGGCGUCCCUCAGAUGCUGAUACUUCUGAGUGGGGGGAAGGUCCAGUGA
Coregonus clupeaformis (lake whitefish) is the source of this 5336-nucleotide messenger RNA. Its product is annotated as collagen alpha-3(VI) chain-like. The coding region runs from base 207 to 5336 and encodes 1709 amino acids. NCBI's taxonomy places the organism in Eukaryota, Metazoa, Chordata, Actinopteri, Salmoniformes, Salmonidae. The record is from RefSeq and is a predicted model, not a curated record. The transcript has 10 exons.